Messenger RNA from Ceratotherium simum simum (southern white rhinoceros), 1843 nucleotides. The record is from RefSeq and is a predicted model, not a curated record. Lineage: Eukaryota; Metazoa; Chordata; Mammalia; Perissodactyla; Rhinocerotidae.
UUCUUUUCCGACAGUAGCGCAUCCCCGGCAUGGUGCUCAAGGCCUUCUUCCCCACAUGCUGCGCCUCAGUGGACAGCGGCCUGCUGGUUGGACGGUGGGUCCCGGAGCAGAGCAGUGCCGUGGUGCUGGCUAUAGUGCACUUUCCCUUCAUCCCCAUCCAGGUCAAGGAGCUCCUGGCCCAGGUGCAGCAGGCCAGCCGGGUGGGUGUAGCCGUGCUGGGCACCUGGUGCCACCGCCGGCAGGAGCCUGAGGAGAGCCUGGGUCACUUCCUGGAGGGCCUGGGCACCAUCUUCUCCCAUGAGCCCUGGCUCCAGCUGUGCCGGGAGAGGGGCAGCAAAUUCUGGAGCUGCAAGGCCACCCGCCGGCAGGUGCCCACCUCCCCUAGUGCCCCUGGCGAGGACCAGGUCAUGCUCAUUUUCUACGACCAGCGCAAGGUGCUGCUAUCCCAGCUGAACCCGCCUGCAGCCUUGCCUGACCGGCAGGCUGGGGAUGCCACGGCCAGCGCGGGGGGCCUGGCUGCCGUCUUCGACACCGUGGCGCGCAGCGAGGCACUCUUCCGAAGGGACCGGUUCGAUGAGGGCCCCGUGCGGCUGAGCCACUGGCAGUCGGAGGGUGUGGAGGCCAGCAUCCUCGUGGAGCUGGCCAAGCGGGCAUCGGGGCCCGUCUGCCUGCUGCUGUCCUGCCUGCUGUCACUCAUCUCAACUGCCAGCGCCUGCCGGGUGUUCAGGCUGUGGCCACUGUCCUUCAUCUGGAGCAAGCUCUCCACGUGUGAGCAGCUCAGGCACCGGCUGGGGCAGCUCACGCUCAUCUUCAGCACCCAGAAGGCCGAGAACCCUGCCCAGCUGAUGAGGAAGGCCAACAUGUUUGUCUCUGUGCUCCUCGACGUGGCCCUCGGCUUUGCCCUUCUGUCCUGGCUCCAUGGGAAGGACCGCAUCGGGCAGCUGGCUGAUGCCCUUGUCCCUGUGGCUGACCACGUGGCCGAAGAACUCCAGCAUCUGCUGCAAUGGCUGAUGGGCGCACCUGCCGGGCUCAAGAUGAAUCGGGCGCUGGACCAGGUGCUGGGCCGCUUCUUCCUGUACCACAUCCAUCUGUGGAUCAGCUACAUCCACCUCAUGUCCCCCUUCAUUGAGCGCAUCCUGUGGCAUGUGGGCCUCUCAGCCUGCCUGGGCCUGACAGUGGCCCUGUCCAUCCUGUCAGACAUCGUCGCCCUCCUCACCUUCCACAUCUACUGCUUCUACGUCUACGGUGCCAGGCUGUACUGCCUGAAGAUCUGUGGCCUGUCCUCACUUUGGCGUCUUUUCCGGGGGAAGAAGUGGAACGUUCUGCGCCAGCGAGUGGACUCUUGCUCCUACGACCUGGACCAGCUGUUCAUCGGGACUCUGCUCUUCACCAUCCUGGUCUUCCUCCUGCCCACCACGGCCCUGUACUACCUGGUGUUCACCCUGCUCCGGCUCCUGGUGGUCACUGUGCAGGGCCUGAUCCAUCUGCUCGUGGACCUUAUCAACUCCCUGCCGCUGUACUCACUAGGCCUCCGGCUCUGCCGGCCCUACAGGCUUGCAGCUGGUGUGAAGUUCCGAGUCCUGGAGCACGAGGCUGGCAGGCCCCUCCGCCUCCUGAUGCAGAUAAACCCCCUGCCCUACAGUCAUGUGGUGCACACCUACCGCCUCCCCAGCUGUGGCUGCCACCCCAAGCACUCCUGGGGCUCCCUGUGCCGCAAGCUGUUCUUCGGGGAGCUCAUCUACCCCUGGAGGCAGAGAGGGGACAAGCAGGACUGAGGGGCCCUGGCCAUCAGCCCACCCAGCACCACCACCCAGCCGCGGUCAGCCCUCCACCCUGCCAGGUU